CAAAAUGACAUCAAAAUCCUCCCUCGACCCUCUCUCAUUUCUACCAAAGUCACACAAACCGAGGCUAUUUACGUAAAACGAGAUCUAUACGAACAUUGCGCAUAAAUAUUAUUGCCCUCUUACUAACAUGCCGACACCUCAACAUGGCUGAAGCGUUACUACUAGCGGCAGUGGUGGCUCUAGCCAUAUGUCAACCCAACACCGCACGCGGAGCAGCACUGCCGACAGCCACCACUCCUCCGCCGGCGCCGCCCAGCGCCAGCCAGGAGUUCCUAGACCCGCACAACCAAGCCAGAGCCGCAGUGGGCGUGGCCCCUCUCAAGUGGAGCGACAUGCUAGCCAACGCCACCAGCCGGCUGGUCCGCUACCAGAGGGACAAGAAGGGCUGCCAGUUCGCGGAGCUUAGCAGUGGCAAGUACGGCGGCAACCAGCUGUGGUCCAGCGGGAUGCCCGUGCCACCGCGUGCGGCGGUGGAGACGUGGGUGGCGGAGAAGCAGUACUACAACUACACCGACAACUCCUGCGAGCCGAACAGAAAGUGCGGCGUCUACACCCAGGUGGUUUGGAGCAAGUCCCUCGAAUUGGGCUGUGCUCAAGCAAGCUGCGCCAAAGAUCAGUCCACUUUAACCAUAUGUUUCUAUAAUCCUCCCGGAAAUGUCAUCGGAGAGAGGCCGUAUUAGUGAAAAUGGGUUCGCUUUGCGGUGGCUGGUCCACUUUUUGAGUCCAGUGAGGUCAAUUAAGGGUGUGCAUAAUAAAUUUGACCCCACGGGCGGUAUGGUACCCUGUUUAUCAUUUUAUUGUUUUUCUGCAGUUUAGUUUUUGGAUCUGUCCAAAUAACGCAGACGGGCCCUGGUGUUGGAAUCUAAUGAGAUCUACACUUUCCUUCAUUUGAA
Diospyros lotus (date-plum) is the source of this 893-nucleotide messenger RNA. RefSeq names its product STS14 protein. NCBI's taxonomy places the organism in Eukaryota, Viridiplantae, Streptophyta, Magnoliopsida, Ericales, Ebenaceae. The transcript has a single exon. The record is from RefSeq and is a predicted model, not a curated record. The coding region runs from base 144 to 680 and encodes 178 amino acids.